Molecule: messenger RNA, 3701 nt
Organism: Beta vulgaris subsp. vulgaris (sugar beet)
Lineage: Eukaryota; Viridiplantae; Streptophyta; Magnoliopsida; Caryophyllales; Amaranthaceae
Exons: 14
Coding region: 224-3466 (1080 amino acids)
Biological process (GO): protein targeting to chloroplast
Cellular component (GO): chloroplast outer membrane
Molecular function (GO): metal ion binding; RNA binding; chloroplast targeting sequence receptor activity
Source: RefSeq, a predicted model, not a curated record
UUUCCUAGGGAUAUAAAAACCAGCCCCUUCUUCCCUCUCUCUACCACUUUUUCUCAUCAUUUCAAUUUCUUUUAUUUCUUUCUCUCUCCUCUUUCCACUCUUUCUCUCUUCUGCAACAACACCACCACUACAUUUCAUCAAUCACAACCUCAAAUUUCCGAAUGUUAAACAACUCAUUCAACCGCCAUUAAAGCAAUUCUUCAGCAGCUUCAACGCAGAGAAAAUGGAGAUGCAAAUGCAGCAUUAUGAAGUUUCUCAGCUCCUUCGUUCACUUCCUGAAAGUCUAUAUUGUUCUCCUUUUUACAACAACACAAAAAUGGAGGUUAAAAAGCAGAGCAUUGCAGAAAAACUACCAGAAAACAUCAAUCCAUCUCCGAUUAGCACAAAACAAAAUCUCUCAAAAGCCAGCGUCGAAAACGCGCUGAUCAAAGCGAUAAUCAGAGACGACAGAGCAAAACUCAGUGAUUUAGCGAAACAAAUAACUUCAUCUUCCUCCUCCGACGAAUCAUCGCCGUUGGAUCGCGCUACAAUGUCGAAGCUCCUGCACCUUUGCUGUGAGUUUGACGCGGUAAACUCUGCAGAAGCUCUGCUCAAUGGCGACAUCAUCGGCGGCAGCGUAGUGCCUCUUUUGAACGAGAUAGACGCUAGCUCUGGCUUCGCACCGCUGCAUACUGCGGCGGAAAACCACGCUAUGCGCUGCAUUGAGCUGCUGCUUCGGAAGCGAGCGCGGUCGGACCUCAAGACGAAGAGUACUGCACCAGCUGCCGCUGUUGCUGGCACUGGUAAUGGUAAUGGUAAUGGUAAUGGUAAUAGCAACACUUACACUGCGUUGCAUCUGCUGCCACUGGAAUUGGCUCUGCGUAGCACCAGGAUGAAGGUAGACUGGGAGCUAGAUCAGCCGCUAGAUGAUUUGCUGCUGUGGCUCAGCGAUAAGGAUUUGGGGGCUAUAAGAGUGUUGGCUGAAAAGACAAAGGAUAUAGGAGAGGUAGCAUACACCAUGGCAAUACAAGGGCGAGUGGAAGCUCUGGCUGCACUACUGAUGGUGGCAGCCGAAAGGGUAAAUGGAUCAGUGUUGGAGUUACGAACCAACACUGGUCUGGCCGUCGAGAAGACGACAGUGUAUAGUUGUGUCAUCAAAGAGGCGGUUUCGAUAUUCGUUGCAAGGCAGGGCAAGCAUGGCAUUGAUAGUGGUGGAGCUGAAAGGAGGAAGAUAUUACUACGGGAGAUGGAGUUGCUCCAUUUCUUUGGGGCUUCUCCUUAUAGGGGCUCAGUAGAAAAGAAGGCUACUUCUCCUCUUAUACUUGCUUCUCAGGCAGGAGAUGAAGCUGUCCUGAAGCUGAUUCUGCAGACAGGGAUUGAUCUGAGUGACACUGAUGCCGAAGGUAACUCUGCGCUCCAUUGGUCUCUUAAAGCAUCAAAAGUAUCAUGCCCUGAGCAUAUCAGAAUUUUGGUGCUUCUUCUGGAGCAUGGUGCUCGAGUGAGGCAAAAAGACAAGCUGGGAUUAACUGCAGUUCACAUAGCUGCUGCAAAUGGAAAUCUAGAAGCACUGAAGAUCCUGCUAAAUCAUGAGCCUGACAGUGUCCAUGUCACAUCAGAAUUGAAAGAAACUCCUUUAUUUUAUGCUGCAAAAAAUGACUUCAUAGAAUGUGCUCAACUCCUACUGAGUUCUGGAGCAACCACAGAUGUCUAUAAUUUGCGUCGAGAGAGACCUAUGGACUUGGCAAAAUCACAGGACAUGCGCUCUGCUUUAAAUCGGACCAGUAUUAUCAUAACCAAUAGGGCAUCCCAGCAGAAAUACACUGCAUGCAUACACAAUGACCAGGUGGUCUCAGAAACCUGUGUAGCGCUAAAGGAACAAUGCUCUACUUCUGAGAGUGCUGACUCAAGCCCAGACAGUGAUAUUUGCAAAUACUAUGGAUCCCCAACAGGAUGUGCUAGAGGGUCCAAAUGCUUUUACAGGCAUGGUGAAGGGGAGCUCUGGAAUUCAAAGUCGAGAGUUUCCCUUGUUCGUUCUACUGUUUUAGCAGAAUACAAGCGGAAAAUUUUUGUAGGAGGACUACCACCCAGUUUGGACUCCAAUUCAUUAGCUGGUGUUAUGGAAGAGCAGUUUGGCCCAGUGGCAGAUGCCAAUGUUAUACAGAUGGAAACCGAUGAUCAAUUAACUUCUCGGGGUUUUGGUUUUGUUACUUUCAAGGAUGAUAAAUCUGUAGCUGCUGCUUUGGAGGCCCACUAUACCAGCAUCUGGGGAAAGAAAGCUGAGAUCAAAAGUGCAGUUCUGAAACGGUCAUGUAAUCAAGAAGAUCGUGGAGAUGAACCCCAGCAAGAGACAGAGCAACAAGAGAGUAACCAGUCUCAACUACGAGGUCAAACUGAGCGGAGUUCCGCAGAAGACAUGCCUAAGAAGAUGUCUUGGGCUGAUCGAGUAGGCCAUGCACAACCAGAUGACUCUGGGAAGGAGUGCAAGGCCCGCAGACCCCGAUUUGCUGGCCAAGACACACCUAGAUGGUUCAUUACAUUCAAGAAAUGGCUUCCUCAAUUCUUAAGAAAGCUGUCUAGGAAUUCAGAAGGAGGAUCCUAUUAUUCCCUGUCAUCUUUGAAAUCCGAUUUCAAGACAUUAUUUGGGCUAGAGCUUGACCAUGCCUCUCUUGGCUACUCCAAAUUGAGUGAUUUUGUCAAGUCUUAUCCUGAAUUAUGUAGGGUAAAGAUUGUCCACACAGGUGGUCAGGUUCCUAAUCAUAUGAUCCUCCUACCUAAUGUGCCCCGACCCCCACCACUAGCUCUACCACGGAAUAGGAAAUCUGUGGCCCGCCCAACAACACCAGUCCAUGUACACAUUGAUGAUGCAUCUGACUGUGGAAACAUGGGCCUGUCCGAAAAAGAAGCAGAGAGUGAUACUCAUUCCGAUAAGACUUCUGAGACAUAUCUUGAUGCUACUGCUGCUGUGAAUGAAGUUUAUGGAAAACCGGCAAAUCUUGAUCUUAGGGCUAUAGUUCCUACGACAUAUUCAAGAUUUCUGCAGUUUCUCGAACCAGACACAGUGUUUCUUGCUCGAACAUGGCUGGGAACUGGAGGCUUUAAGGUACCAGAUCAAGAAUGCAGGAGAAAACAUUUGGUUUUGGAGGCUCUUGCCCGAAAGAGGAAGCAAGUGUUCUUCCUCAGGGGUCUCAACUUCUAUGAUGAGUAUGCAGCUAGCGUCAAGCAAGGCAACUGCUUUGCUUGUGAGAAGAACAAGAUGCUGUGGGCUAAUUAUCCAUGCCAACAUCUUCUGUGGUGCGGAGACUGCAAGGUUGUAGCUAUGAGGAUCGCUGCAGUUGGUUCUUCUACUCACAAGUGUGUUGUCUGUGACGAGGUGGUUGAAAAGAUCGAUUUGAUACCAUGGACAAUAAGGCAGCACCAGAGCUAUGAGGACAUGGACUUCCCUCCAAUUCAUGCUGCCUCUCUGAGAAGUCAAACACUCCGAGCUUGAGGAGGACGUCUGGUCGUUGGUUAAGCUACACAGACAGACAUCACAACGGAUUCUUCUUUUGGGUGCUAAAUUGAAGCUUGCUUUACUUGCACAAAUCCACAGUUUAUUACGAAGGGUGCAUGAGAAGCUUUUUUUUGGGGUGUUUCAUAUAGUUUUCAUCUUCUCAUACUUUUUGGUUUUGUAAAACAAGUAACUUUCCCUCCCAAUUUGCUUUGAGUAAUCUCUAAGUUUCUGA